Messenger RNA from Rhopilema esculentum, 2815 nucleotides. The record is from RefSeq and is a predicted model, not a curated record. NCBI's taxonomy places the organism in Eukaryota, Metazoa, Cnidaria, Scyphozoa, Rhizostomeae, Rhizostomatidae.
AGCAACAAGUUGCUUCACUUUUCCUUUAUUAUCAAAAAUGAGCAAGCAACAAUGAAUUUGUAAAGCUAUAAGGAUCCGCGUUCAGUGCAAAUCCGAAUUUUCAUGAGAAGGAAGUUCAGCUUGUUGACGAUCAAAAUAGGUCAUCUGUGUGAAAGAAACAAUGUUGUUUUGCUUCUCUGAACCUUUAUAAAUAAUUUCUUACCCUUCCUAAAAGUGCCUAUACUAGAGAUUUAGUAGAAUAUUCGUUCCAACAUUUUGUUUAAAAUAUACUUUUGCUUAUGAAGUGUUACAAGUUUAAGUUCAACAGAAAUGGACCGAAGAGAGAGGCUUGUUGUGUUACGCAAAGUUUGCACUGCAAAGAUUCAGACGAUUAUACCUUGAGAUUCGCUUCAGUUUACGUGUUCUGUUAACCCCCUUCAUUUACGAAGCUGCUAUAGUGAAACUGUGGCUUACCAAAAAGCUUACACAGCUAAAUGUUGCAAUAAGACAUUUGGGGCUCUUAUGUAGGAAGUGCUCGGUUUAUUCAAUUGGCUGUAAGAUCUAAGCUUCAGGUUGCAUAAAAACUACUAGCCAAAUUUAGUCUCUUCUUUACAAAAAAAUUAACAGUUAAUUUUUUCAUAUAGACAUUAUUUAUUUUUCAACCAUUUUUCACAAACAAAGCGACAGCAGAGCACAAACUUUUGAGCCAAAGACAAAAAGCUUACUAACUUUCAAAGCGUCAAUAAACAUUGGAAACAACAGCCGAACAACCCAAUCGUUUUAAUUUUAGACUUUCUUUAAGAGAAAUGAGCAGAGCUUUUAUUUUUUCUUUGUCUUUUUUGAGAUAUUGAUAUAAAGAGGUUAAGCUAAAAUGAAUUGAAAUGAAAAAUGCGAUGGUGGGUAUUUGAUUACCAGCUUCUUCUACAUAAUAUGUUGGUAUUCUUUGUAACUGUUUCGCAUUUAAUCCUUUUGACGACUUUCUUAGGGACAUUCAUGAGACCUACAUUUGGAUAAGAAAUGUCACAUCGAAAAGCUUGUAUGUCAAUGAUGAAGUUUAUCGCGAGAAGCCUACUUACUACAUCAUUGCAUAAAAACUUUAAAUAGGCAACGGAUUUUGACGUGGAAUCGAAAGGGCAUUUAAGUCAGAGUUUCGACAUAGGCUGGACUUUUGGUGCGGUCUCUUUAUUUUAAUGGUCACUGCCUUUCCAUUUUUUUCUAACAAAGAAUGCAUUUAUCAAUGAAUUAAAAGACGGAAAUAUGUAUUCCUCGUUUCCACUACAAAAGUUCACAAAACAUUUGGUGUUCGCCGCUUUGGGCAAUAGAGCUGGGCUUUUUUGGCAGCCCUUUGCUUAUUCAAAGUGGUGUGAAACCACGUGAUAUAUAUAUCUAUAUAUCUAUAUAUAUAUAUAUAUAUAUACAAUAGCAAAGACGAUAGAUUCAAUAUGCGGGACCAUGUCUGCAUUUUACAUUGUGCUUGAUUCCGUCUAUACAGCGCUGCUUGCAUUUAGUGCAACUGUAUUCAACAGUCUCAUAAUAAUCGUGUAUUUCAGAGAAAAAACUCUCCAUACAGUGAACAAUAUUUUCCUGGUCCAGCUGGCGUUGGUCGAUUUAAUGAAGUCCACAUUAAUCCUACCAAUGAAGGCUUACUACCAGCUAACUCCAAGCAGCAAGCUCAAUGGAGCCUAUUGUCCAGUCUCUGGUUUCAUUAUGACUGUCACAACCGUCCUUUCGCCGUUUCUUCUUGCUGCAGUUGCAGUUGUCAGAUAUCACAAGAUAGUAAAAUGGAGAACUUUUGACGAUGUGUUCUCAAAACGUCGUAUAUGGAUCUACAAUGGAAUGAUGCUAACCACGGCCCUAAUUUUUGGCUUACUGCCUAUCUUAGGCAUUGGCAGUUAUUCUUUCUCGCAUUUUCACGGCAUUUGCUUCGUAAUAUUCUCCAGAAAAAACAUUAUUUUUCGGACACUUUUAUGUGUUUUUAUAAUGGGAUGUUGUUUUCCCGUUGUCACUUACUGCUAUGGUUGUAUUUUCUUCAUGUUGCGAAGACAGCACAAAAUUUUGGCAAGAAGGUUGGGCAGUGAGCAGACUUCUGUGCAACUAACGCGAAUUACACAUGCUAAACAAGUGGAUGUAAAUAGCCACAAAGAAGGAGCAGAACAAGCUUCUCCACUACCGGACCAAACCUUAGGACGAGAGGGCACUAUCAUUCAAGCUCCAAAAGCAGCUCUUCGCUUUCCCUCUUUGGGAUCUGUUCCUCAAACGCAUGGAGUGAUAAAGCCAAACGGUAUUGAGGAGAGGCGUGCCUCUGUGCUUCCCAACCGAAGCGAGAUUCAAGUGACCAAGGCUAUGUUCACAGUUGUCGUUGUUUUUACAAUAUUGUGGCUCCCAGCAUUUGUGGCUAAUGUUCUUAUUCUCUCUGGAGUCAAAAGUAUUCCAGAUUGGUACCUUUUCAUGGUUGUCACCUUAAUUAACACGAAAGUUAUUGCGAAUCCAUUGAUUAAUGGUUUGUGGAACCAUUCUUUCAGGUUUGCCUUAAAAAGACUCUUAAAAUUGUCCCAGUAAAGCGUUAUGCUCUUUCUACUACAAGAUCUUCAGUGGAAGGACGAGUGAAUGAAAGUUCACGUGUAAGUGUUAUCUAAGUCAGAACAAGAAAUUCAUACUAUAUUCUUAACGCUAUGCCGAUUGCAGUUUUACGUUUGGGUGCGGUUUUGUGAGCUCGAUAUCAAGGUACAGAAGCAUGGGAUGAAACGUGAAAUAACGAGCAGGAAAAAGUCUUGGAUAUAAAGCCUCGUGUAAUGGAUCAAUAUUUUUCUAUACCAAGAGUGAGAAAUAUUGAGCA